GCUGGUUCUUCAUCGACUGGUCGUAUUAUGUAGGAAAUGUUUUUUUUUUUGAGAUCACCUUCUGCUGCUGCUUCUUUUGCUGCUUCUUCUGCUGCUAUUAGAGCAGUUUUCAGUGCCAAUUCUUCCUUAAAGACCAGCUUUUCCACUUUGAGCCAGUUAUCCAACUCUUUACAAAACGAAAAAAAUGAAAAAUUAAAUCAGGUAUCUCAAGAGAGUAUCCAAAAAGAACAGAAACAAGUUAAAAAAGAGAAAUAUGUUUUUGCACAAUUGAACGAGAAACAAAAAGAGUUUUUGGACGAAGUUAUCAGAGUUGACCAAGCUGGUGAAUUGGGCGCUAAUUACAUCUAUCAAGGUCAGAUUUUUGCGUUGGUUCAUAAGAGACCUGAAUUGAAAGAGACCUUGAAUCAUAUGUGGGAACAAGAGGUUCAUCACCAUAAUACGUUUAAUCAAUUGCAAGUCAGAAGAAGAGUUAGACCUUCCUUGUUGACCCCAUUAUGGAAAGUUGGUGCUAUUGGGCUAGGGUAUGUGACUGGUUCAAUCAGCAAAGAAGCUGCUAUGGCUUGUACUGUUGCAGUAGAAACAGUUAUUGGUGGUCAUUAUAACGAUCAAUUGAGAACUUUGAUGAAAGAGUUUACUGUUGAUGCCAUUGAGAAGGAUAACACAAGCAAUCUAAUUAAAAAUCCUGAUUUUCAAAGUAGUGAGAUUGAACACUUGAAGGAGAUAAUCAAAGAAUUCAGAGAUCAAGAAUUAGAACAUUUAGAUAUUGCUAUUGAAAACGAUGCAGAAUCCGCUGUUCCCUAUUGGUUAAUUACUGACGUUAUCAAAUUGAUUUGCAAAUCUGCCAUUUUGACUUGCGAAAAGAUUUAAGUAAAAUAGCAAAAACGAAAACAAGAAAAUGCUAAAUUAAAAUAAAUUAAACUAGAUUAAAAUAAACAAAAGAUAAAGACAAACAAAGGUUAAACUAACAAAAUUUUUUCGUAAAUAUAUCAUAAAUAGUUAAUGUCAUGUAUCUAACAUCACACCAAAUCUU
Molecule: messenger RNA, 1030 nt
Organism: Ascoidea rubescens DSM 1968
Lineage: Eukaryota; Fungi; Ascomycota; Saccharomycetes; Ascoideales; Ascoideaceae
Gene: CAT5
Product: putative monooxygenase CAT5
Exons: 1
Coding region: 37-867 (276 amino acids)
Biological process (GO): ubiquinone biosynthetic process
Cellular component (GO): mitochondrial inner membrane
Molecular function (GO): 3-demethoxyubiquinol 3-hydroxylase activity
Source: RefSeq, a predicted model, not a curated record